CGCGUGUGGAACAUGCGCCUGGAGUGCGGCUUGCCCUGACGGAAUUCACAUUUUGCGUGCUUUCGUCCGAGUGCCGGGCGCUUAACUCGCACUCAGGAGGUUACAAGUUGACAUCCCGGUUGGGAGUCAAGCCGGUCUUCGGAGAGCUCCGUCACGUGAAUGUGGAACUUGCGCACCAGCGACGGAUACAAGCUGGGCUGCGCUGAUAUCCAGUGCUGAGUGGGCCGAAGGCUUGCUGUGUGCGUCUCUCUCCAGCCCCCCGAGUGACUUUUUUCUGCUCAAGAAGCUUCGUCUCCCAGCUCGCGCAUCGGUCCAGGAAACGCCGCCGACAUGGGCUGUGCCAAGAGCAAGGACAGCGACGAGUCGUCGGCCGUGGACUGCCGGCAAGAUGCGCACGCCGGCAACGAGCGCUGCCGCUACGGCGCGGGCAACGCCUACAUCGUGCAGAACAGCUGCGCCGUCCCGCAGAUGUCGAGCCCCGGCACUUACCAGGGCGCCAACAUCUCGUGCCCCACGCAGCCCAGCGGAAUGAUGAUGGGCGGCUCCAUGAUGCCCUUCACGGGCACGCUGUCCAGCCAGCGCAGCCACUACCAAGAGGGAGUCACGUUCUUCGUGGCCCUGUUCGACUACAAUGCGAGGACCCCUGAGGACCUGAGUUUCAAGAAGGGCGAGAAAUUUCAAAUAAUCAACUCGGACGAUGACUGGUGGACGGCCAGCUCGAUGUCGUCCGGCCUCACGGGGUACAUCCCCAGCAACUACGUCGCUCCUGCGGGAUCCGUGCAGGCCAAAGAGUGGUUCUUCGGGAAGCUGACGCGGAAGGACGCCGAUCGCUGUCUCAUGGACCCCGCGAACCCCAUCGGGACGUUCCUCAUCCGCGAGAGCGAGACCACUCAAGGAGCCUACUCGCUCUCCAUCCGGGACUACGAUCCCAUCAAGGGAGACACCGUGAAGCAUUACAAGAUCCGGAGGCUGGACUCUGGCGGCUUCUACAUCACCAACCGGAUCCACUUUGCCCACAUUCACCAGCUGGUGGAGCACUACGCCAAUGUGGCGGAUGGGCUCUGCGGGAGGCUCGUCAAGCCCUGCCCUGUCUUCGUGCCGCAGACCCAGGGCCUGUCCAAGGACGCGUGGGAGAUCUUACGCGAGUCGCUCACGCUCGACGUCAAGCUCGGCUCCGGCUGCUUUGGCGAUGUGUGGCUUGGCACGUGGAACGGCUCGACGCAGGUGGCGGUGAAGACGCUGCGCGCCGGCACCAUGUCGCCCACGGCCUUCCUGGACGAGGCGCAGGUCAUGAAGAAGCUGCGGCACGACAAGCUGGUGCAGCUCUACGCCGUGGUGUCCCAGGAGCCCAUCUACAUCGUCACCGAGUACAUGAACAAAGGAUGCCUCCUGGACUUCGUCAAGUCUGGGGAAGGGAGCAUGCUUAAGCUCAUUCAGCUCAUGGACAUGGCAGCCCAGAUCUCGUCGGGCAUGGCGUACAUCGAGAAGAUGAACUACGUGCACAGGGAUCUGCGCGCCGCCAACAUCCUGGUCAAGGACAACUUGGUGUGCAAGAUCGCCGACUUCGGCCUCGCCCGCCUCAUCGAGGACAACGAGUACUCGGCGCAGCAAGGAGGAAAGUUCCCCAUCAAGUGGACCGCGCCAGAGGCUGCGCUGCACGGCCACUUCACCAUCAAGUCCGACGUGUGGUCGUUCGGCGUGCUGCUCACCGAGCUGGUCACCAAGGGGCGCAUCCCCUACCCUGGCAUGAUGAACCGCGAGGUUCUGGGCAAUGUGGAGCAGGGGUACCGCAUGCCCUGCCCGCAGGACUGCCCCGACUCCCUGUACGAGCUCAUGCUGCUGUGCUGGCGGAAGGAGCCCGAGCAGCGCCCCACGUUCGAGUACCUGCAGUCCUUCCUCGAAGACUACUUCACGGCCACGGAGCCGCAAUACCAGCCCGGAGAAAACCUCUAGCGCCGGCUGUGGCCGGGCCUCCCAAGUAUCGCAGUCCUUGCUAUCGUCAGCAGUUAUCAUUUCUUUCGUCGUGUUUUAAUCGCGGUGUGGUCGGCCAGGCGGCUCCUAGAGGUUCGACGGGAUCGAUUCUCUGCCCGUGUUGUGGAGAAACACAGGCCUGCAUCUCUUAUAUCGCAGGCUCUGUCCUUGAUCAGUUUGUCUCCGUCAGGCUCUCUCAGGGGACUAAUGCCCGUCUCAGAGCACCGAUCAGGCAUGGCUGAGGUCCUGAGGUCAAAACCAAGGCUCCACGUCUGUGAUUCAACUUUGUUUUCAAGUGUGGCAACUUUGUGGGUCUCAAUCCAGUCACAGAUGACAGCACAAACAAAUGUUAUUUGAAAUUCGUAUUUCGUGUUGGAUUUUAGUUUGAGAGCUUGAUGUCUAUUGUUAUUCUUCUUUCUAUUCGAAUGAUAAGACAUGAAGGAAAAUCCAUUCAUUUGCACCUUGUGAUGGCGGUGAUGAGAGGAGCCGGUUACAGACACUGAAAAUGGCAUCGCUGGUGUGAUCACCCUUGCCAUCAUUGAACAUGACAACGGAAGGGCCCUUCUUUCUGUCGGGGAUGAUGAUGAAAAUACGUUCAUUUUUUGUUUUGCGUCUCGACAAUGACAGUGGCACACCAUUUCUGAUAACAAAAAAAUCAGUGCAUGUGAUAUCACGUGCACGGGCGACGCUUUGUGUGUACACUGCUAUGGACAUGGGCGAUGUGGCAACUAUAUAAAGUGGAACACUCGACCAUAAAUACGCAGGGCACGUUUCGACGAGUUCGUUCGAUGUAUCGCUUGUACGGGGCUCGGUCAUAGUCAUAGUCAGGACUUGCAAACUGUUAUUGCGCCUACCUCCUGUACACGCGCUCCGUGGAUAGACCGAGGAAAGCAGGGAUCACUCUCCAUUACACGUGGAAAUUCGGAGGUGAAGAAAAACGUUGCCUACGGGACCGUGAGCUUGGUUCAACGUUGCACCCGUUUUCCAAUGGGCACUGGACACGGCUCAUUCCUGUUGAUGGUCCUGCGAUGGGGCAGGAAUGCUACGAUACGAUGGCUUGAACCCGAUUUCUCCAGAGGACUGUGACCACUGCAGAUUUCCCAGUCCGAUUGUUGGAGCACUCCGGGUUGUGCUCAUUUGUUGCUGUUCCUGGCGGGAUGGUGAUAAUGACGAUGAUCGACAAUGAUGAUCGACAAUGAUGAUAAUGACGAUGCCGAGUCAACUAUGGGCAGGAUUUGAACUCUUGACUGGAAGCUCUACUUUUUCAUUGAAUGAGCUCAUCCUCUUGGAAGGUCACGAGGUCAAACAGGGAGCCUACGACUGCCCUCAAUGAAACAACGGAACACCGCAACACAGAGCCUCGUAGAAAACCAGCUGCUUUUUACUCUGAAGUCAUCCUGUGGCCACAGUGUUAAAGUCAAUUUUUUUUACAAGAAGUAAAUGAUUUGAUCUUUUAAGAGUUGUUUUUUUAUUUGCCACAUUGGUGUUUACUUUAUGAGAAAAAAAAUGAAAAUGAUGCCAAUGUUCUAAAGAAAAGAAACAAAUAUCUUCAACGUGUGGAGUAAAUUAUUUACUCGAAGUCUAAUGUUCAAAGUGUCGACAAUCUUGUUGCAAAGGAUGACGUAUGGGGUCAGGGGUCAGAGUGUUACUUGUUUUUUUGAGAAUUAGGCACCUGAAAAAAAGGUAACGCCAAACAUAAUGUGGCCUAAUUUUAAAGCCCCAGUCUUCAUAUGCCAACCCCAAUUGGUGGCACAAGAAUGCGUUUAUUGCAGGGUUUACCAGAGUGAAACACGAUGCACUGUAAUUAGUGUGAGUCUUGUGUGCGUACCUUUCUAUGUCUAAUUCUCAAAAGGUUUUCUGACCGCCCCAUGUAUUUUACAAAUCACAUAUCCGUGGUUCUUUACCUUUCUCGGUAAGUUGACGGCUAAUGCACACAACGCGUUUUUUUUUAAUGCUUUUCCCGCUUGUACGUGUGCAGGUGUGAGUUCUUUACAUUGGUGUUACGCCGAUAUACUUUCCCGCAUGUUUUAAGCCCCCUAGAAUUUGUCUCAUUUUUAAACAUAAUGAAAGUGUUGUCUUAAGACGAUGAACUUAAGUCACCUCUUUCAUGCUCUUUUUUUUUGUAUCAUAACGGUGAUAAUUGUUUGAUAAUUCUCAAUCCGUGAAAUCGGGGUUAUACUGGCUUACAAAAAACGUAUAGCAAACGCAAACAUAAUUUUUACAUAAUCACGUGCAAAUGCUUUUUAUCAUCCAGUCAUAACGACAACAACAACAACAAACUCACCCAGCGGUUGAAAUUGUCACGUUGCACGAUAAAUGCUUUUAACAGUAUGGGGGUGGCUGGGUGACUCAGGGCCCUAAAGCUUUGUCUGUGCCAUCAUAAUAUUGAGCCAUCUGGGAUCCUGGAUUUGAAACCCGUGCUUCUCUCUCUCGUAUAAAGUGUGUUUUGAUGGCCUGGUUACCAGUUUCUGCACACACACACACACACGCGCGCACGUUGUUAUUGCACUUAAUGAGUUCAAGCCCACGUGAUGGCUUGAUGGGCUACCUACUGAACGGAGCACAGCUCAGUGGCCGGGUAAGAUGGGCCCUUGAAGGUUAUCUUUCAACUGUCGAUUUAACUGUGAGUGUGGCAAAUGCCCAUGGUGUAAAGUGAACAUUCCUGGAGCCAGUAUAUUAACAGGAGAGUCGCUGUUGGUGUCACACACAGUUGAAGUAAUUGUAUCGCCCCAUAUGGGUGAUGGGCAGGGUUGAUUCCCCCAAAGCAGGACACGUGCUCACCGCCCUCUUGUUAAAGAGUUGAGCGGUUUGCCACAGUGCUACCCAGCCAAUGGGAAUCACGUGUUCUUUGCUUAAACUUUGUUGUAAUCUAUGACAUUAGAGUGAAUCAAGAAGUGGAACUGACCGUAUUGUCAGGUCUCGGUGUUGAGACGCAUUUUAAGCUUUAUGUCAAUAUCAGUAUAGUGUUGCCAUGUCGUUCACUUUGCGAGUUGUGUGAACAUCUUUCUUAAAGACAGCCGACUGGCAUUCAAGGUGUUGUGCGUCUUCACAUGAUGCUUUGUGGUUUAAAAAAAGUACCCUGGUUUUUCAUGUUAGGGUAUAUUGAUUAGAAUAUUGUUCUUCCAGUUCCAUUUCUUUUAAUAAGAGGUGGAAUGUAUGCCAUAAAACAUCGUGAAUUAUAUUAUUUGUGUUCGAGACACGUGGGAUCAUGGGAGGUGCAGGUGUAGAUGGCAUGGCGGUAGGCUGACCAGAUUUAAAAACCUGUCACGUUGAAUUUUCGCAGUGGUAAAGCAUCGCGGAACAUACAUUCUGGUUUAUCACUUUAAAGCAACCAAAUGUAACACUGAACGAUAACCUUGUACGUAGUUACACCUUUUGUAGUUUAACCAGUUUCAUUCAGGGGUUUUCCAGCAAAAACAUUAAACAAGAGGCAACACAGGCAGCAGCAAAGUACAGAGAAACCUAGUCCCGUACAGCCAGCAUAUCCAAAAAGUGAGAACACGAUGCUACGGAGCGUGUUGUUUCCAUGCAAUGCGUCUUAUCGGAUUAGCAAACAUGAGGGUUUAGGGCUCGUAGCAAUAUACAAUUUUUGUUUACGUCAAUGCUGCCAUCCACAGGGGUCUUCUUUAUACCUUGUAUGUACGUUGACCUUCUUUUGCACCGUACGUAUCCAACCUCCGAUUGCGGGAGAUAACAAACUAAACACAAAAAGGAGUUCGAAAGAAAUUAGUUUUUCAUCUAGAUUUUAAAGUGGCUUCCUAAUGUCGAAGUGAAGGAGUGUUCCAGACGGCCGCAGAUGUGCAUCGCGAAAGCGCGCGAUGCAGUGGCCGUCUUUGUCCGACGGUCAGCCAAGCGCUAACCAUCGAAUGAAUGUAGAAUAUUCAUAAUCAAAGUUUUUGGGUUAGAUCGCGUUAUUUAUAAAUGUGUCGUAACCCUCCACCACCCGACACGGCCAAUCAGCAAAAAAAGUGUCACGUUGACAAAAGACAAAUAGUUCACUGCUUUGGCCCACCGGUGUUGAAGUGUGAAACCACAACAUUUACAAUAUUUGAGUACGACGUUUCGCUGGUAAUUGCAUCCAGCAUCAUCGGGCAAUUCGCCCGAUGAUGCUGGAUGCAAUUAUCAGCAUUUUUAUAAAUAACGCGAUCUAACCCAAAAACGUUGAUUAUGAAUAAUAUUGGUCGCGAAAGCCUACGUGUUGAAUAUAGAUUAUAUCCGACUCUUGCAGGGGCACGGACGUUUUGCGAAGUAGGCGUUGAGGUGGCCACCAAGUGCCCGUUCCCACCACCUGAUUGCCAAACCCUCUAACCAACACCCCUCCACUUCUCUGCACUGCAAGUGGUGCAGCAUAGGGCUAAGUCACCUGAGCUUAUUUGUUCCAAAAAUGUUUACAAAAAGUUAACACCUAAGGAUAAAAGCCGCAUGCACGAACGGUGAAUAUUGUAUUAACCGACGUAUAUGGUUACAGAGUCCAUUUGAAAAAGAGUUGCAUCAAAGCACAAUGAGUUAUCCAUUGGAUCAUGGUGUGAUAAAAUAUUAAAGAGAAUAGAAAAGAAGAGAUUCUCAUCUCCCAAUCAUUUGCCUAAACAAAAGGGAUCAAUUUACCUGAUUUGAAUGACCAUCCUUAUCACAGCCCCAGAAAACACAAUCCUCCCAUCCACCCUGACCCAUGUUCUCACGGAGAGAAUAGAGGCAGAUGAGCGAUCAAUAGAAAAUAUUUGAUAUAUUUAAAGAUGGAUUUUUUUUGUCACUGCAUUAUUAAUUUGUAACACGUCAGGACUGAAUAUAUACAAUUUUCAAUAUCAGAAAGCACUUUACAAGACCGGCAUUUUAUGUUCAUGACCCUUUUUAAUACGGUGCACCUGAUGAGUAUACAUUACUAAAUAUAUGAAGUUGUAAUUUUAGGGGGGGACCACAUUGUAACAAAAAAUAGUGUUCUGUUGAAUAAAGGAAACAGUUGCCAAUGUGAAUUCUACAUGUAAAUUACCGUGAUUGAUAUUUCACAGCUAAUGAAUUGUAUGUUAAAACGCAGAACUCAACAUUCAGCACUGUAAUUGCAGGUUUAUAUUGUUUAAUCCUGGUUAGAAACAAGCCAACAUGUUUUGAUUUUAUUUUUUAUUUGAAGCUUUCGUGACUACAGGGAUUCAUAUACUUGGUUCUUUCGGUAAAGUCACGUAGAAGGGAAACAAUAAAAUAAUAAAAAUAUAAAACAAUAAAAUUAUCACGACGUUUCGACUGCAACACAAGCAAUCAUCAUCAGGUGUGAAAUCCACAGCAAGAAAAUUUGAAAAAAGUGGCGUUUUAUUUCAUAUUAUUUUAUUGUUUCCCUUCGACGUGAUUUUACCGAAAGAACCAAGAGAGAUCUGGAAAAGAUACAGUUUUGGAACAAACUAUACAAAGGAGGGCAAAAUGUGGACACGUUAUUCCGUGUAUGUACUCCAAUAAUAUAAAACAAAGUAGUACAAUGAAGGUUGGGUUAUGAAAUAAUAUCUCUUGUUAAUGUGUAAAUAAAACAAUCUUAUCGCACGCAUAUGAAGCAAAAUAACAUCGGAGAAUGUAACGACACUUAAUGCUUUUCAGAAAGCUGCACAUGUUGAUGAUGUGUCGGUAUUUGCCGGGCGCCUGCUGGAAGUGAGUCUCUCCAUGUUGUAGGCUGGCUGAAUGGUGCCCUCAAUUCAUCUGUUUGAAUAUCCUUUAGCGCUGAAUGUACACUUAAUGGCACAUAUUAGCCGGAUGCUUCUAAUGAUGGUCGUGGUACAAUAGUGCGGUCGCAUUUACUGCGUUUCCAAGUAAUAUGUUUGUCCAUGUGUCGUUUAUUCGAUUUAAAAUAGUAAAAAUCAUUGCUAUAGAUUAAAAUGUGUAUGUCUAUCCAAAAACGUACCCUUUUCACAAGCAGUAUAAACAUUUAAACGUCCUUUAUUUUGCCAAAUACAUAAAGGACAUUGUCAAUACUUGUUUUAAGUUGAAAUAAGCUACACAUGACAUGUUAUUAUAUCCAAUUACUGUAGCAGUACAAUCAAAACUUGUAUAAAAGCUACAAGAAUCGUAAGACACGAUGUUCCUCUUAUAGAAAAAAAAUACAUCCUGUUUUGGAAAAUAAUAUUCAAACUAUUCCAUUCCAUUUUGCUUCAAAUAAGUAUAAUUCUUGAUUCAUAGUAAUGGAAACUCAGCAAUUGCCAUCGGACUGAUCAUAAUCCCGAACCACAAUGUUCAUUUACGCUUUUAAGACUAUUUUACACCACAACAUAACGCGUAUGGUUUUGUAUAGCAAUGGCAGCUCGGUACUGCAGGUGUGCAAUUUGUGUGGCACAUCUAAGCCACACUUUGAUUUCACGAUCACAUGAGCCAUGGUCUCUUAGCUUGGGCCCAAGUAGUUGGAUGUUGGGGGGGGGGGAGCAGGAUUUUUAAUUAUCUGCUCUGAAUCAGGCCCACUGACCAAAUCAUUUGCUUACAAGUCGAGUCCUCGCAUUGCUAACGUAGUCGUGACAUUGGUCAAGACGUCGUCGGCCUCUGUUACACGACGCUGAAGCCUGCCGCUUGCGCAAGUUGAAUUGAGUGUUCAUUUGGAUCGAUUACAAGUGAAAACGCACGGAAAUUUUUAUUUUAUUUUAUUCAGAACCUACACCAGGUACUGAUGUUCUUUUUUUUUAUGGAGAUGCCAGGUUUGAGGGAGACCUGUUUUGUAUAUCAAUUGUGGCAGUAGGCUAGCAGGGCUAUACUGUGCUGGUGAUCUCUAAUAAACGUGAAUUCGUUGUACACUUGAUUGUCUGUUUUAUUGCUGAGAAAAUUAAA
Molecule: messenger RNA, 8763 nt
Organism: Lethenteron reissneri (Far Eastern brook lamprey)
Lineage: Eukaryota; Metazoa; Chordata; Hyperoartia; Petromyzontiformes; Petromyzontidae
Product: tyrosine-protein kinase Yes-like
Biological process (GO): protein phosphorylation
Molecular function (GO): ATP binding; protein binding; protein tyrosine kinase activity
Source: RefSeq, a predicted model, not a curated record